UCCCCCUCCGCUUCGGCCCGACUCGGCCCGGCCGGCUCCGCGAGGUCCGGCAGGCCGCGGGCUAGCGGGCCUGCCCGGCGGGGGCCCGAAGAGAAGCCGCCGCGAAGGUGGGCGCCCGGAGCAGCGGACGCCGGAGUCAGGUGAUGAGCCCCCUGUCCCUGCAGAGGGGCGCCCCCAGGAAAUGGCCUCCAAGUCGCUACCCAACCUGCUCACUUUCCUGUGUGGCUCUGCGGUGGGCUUCUUCCUGUGCUACCAGCUCCUGCACAUCCUGCUGGAGAAGCCAGCUGAGACCCAGCCACACAUCAUCCAUAACGACCCACAUGCCCGGCACUCGGAGGACUCUGCCCACGGGCACCUGGAAGGCCAGAUGGACUUUGGGGCCGACAUCAGCCAGCACAGAGAUGAGGACAAGCGCGUGGCCGAGGAGCUCUACCACAGGGUCCGGGUCCUCUGCUGGGUCAUGACGGGGCCUCAGAACCUGGAGAAGAAGGCCCGGCACGUCAAGGCCACGUGGGGCCGGCGCUGCAACCGGCUGCUGUUCAUGAGCUCCGAGGAGAACAAGGACUUCCCCACGGUGGGGCUGGACACCCGCGAGGGCCGCGACCAGCUCUACUGGAAGACCAUCCGCGCCUUCCAGUACGUGUACGAGCACCACCCGGACGAGGCCGACUGGUUCAUGAAGGCCGACGACGACACCUACGUGGUCCUGGACAACCUGCGCUGGCUGCUGGCCCGCCACGACCCCGCCAAGCCCAUCUACUUCGGGCGCCGCUUCAAGCCCUACGUCAAGCAGGGCUACAUGAGCGGGGGCGCCGGCUACGUGCUCAGCAGGGAGGCGCUGCGGAGGUUCGUGGAGGCCUUCAGGACCAACAGGUGCUCCCACAGCUCCUCCGUGGAGGACCUGGCGCUCGGCAAGUGCAUGGAGGCCAUCGGCGUGGAGGCCGGAGACUCCCGCGACCCCAGCGGCAAGGAGACCUUCCACCCCUUCGUCCCAGAGCACCACCUCAUCAAGGGCUACCUGCCCAAGACCUUCUGGUACUGGAACUACAACUACUACCCGCCCGUCGAGGGCCCCGGUUGCUGUUCGGACCUCGCCGUCUCCUUCCACUAUGUUGAUUCUACCACUAUGUACCAGCUGGAGUACUUUGUGCACCACCUGCGCCCCUACGGUUAUUCCUACAGGUAUCAGCCCUCCUUGCCCGAGGCGCCAGCCAAGCAAGCGAGUGAAGCCGGCAGAAAAGAAGGUUCCCAAGAGAAGUCGGGGAACCAGUAAAAGACGGAGUCCUCCUGAGCAGAGGGGGCCCAGAUGGGGGCCCCCCACACCUGCGGCAGGUGGUCAGGGGAGUGUGGACAGGAGGACACUUGGGACCCUGCCAAAAAUCUUUCUUAAACGGUCGUGUCGCCUUCUGUAGGGAGCCCAGGCAGCAGCUGUGCAAUGUGGCAGCCUAGUGGUCCAGGGGUAGAUGGGUGGGUGGAUUGUAGAUAGAUAGAUGGAUAGAUGGAUGGAUUAUGGAUGGAUGGAUGGGUAGAUGGAUUGUAGAUGGAUGGAUGGAUUGUGGAUGUUUGCAUUAUAUGCGAUCAGUUUUCAAAAUAUUUUAGGGUCGAUAUUUCUAGUACAAUGGGCAUGAAGCUGUGGUUGGAGCCACAAUUUCUGAGCAUUGUCCAUAGUAAACCCCUGGGCAAGUGGAGGUUAGUGUAGCUUGAUUUAGAUGCCCUUGGGAUAGCGUCUGGAUGGAUGGAUGGAUGGAUGGAUUGUAGAUGGAUGGAUGGAUUAUGGGUGGAUGGAUAAUUGGAUGGGUGGCAGAUAGAUGGAUGGAUAGAUGGAUAGAAGGAUGUGUGAAUGGAUGAGUGGAUGCAUGGGUGGUUGGGUGGGUGUAUGGAGAUAGAGAUGUGAAGGAUUCAUAUUCCCCAAACUAAAUGCCUCCAUUUAUGGGCAGCUGGGAAACAGCCUGAGUAAAAAGAGUGUGCUUUUGCCUCAGACCCCUCCAUCCCUCUGUGUCCAUCACAGAGAGAGGUUGACACCCAGGCUCCCUGUGGCUUCCUGGAAGCAGUAGGUCUGGGGUAGGAAGGGGGCUUCUAUUCCAAUCCAACCUGCCUUAAACAGAAAAGCCCUUCUGAGGACAGAGGAGCUGCUGCUGCUUCCCCAAGCCCCUGAGCUUGUCUCUGCUCCGUGAAUCAGAAAUGUGGGGGACCUCGCAGCCCGUGGCAGCUCCAUGCCAGCACAGAGCCUGUGGCCAACUCUGGAGGAAUUCAGCCCAGAUGCCUGGUCCGGGACCCAGCAGGAGUUGACUCAUUCCCUCGUCCCAGCAAGUGCCCCCUUCACACCUCUUGCCCACAGUCUAUCCUCGGCCUGGUCCGUCUUGAAGUUUCUCCGAGUCCGCCCCCUCCCACGUGCCUGUUGGGUCUUCUCUGAAUGUCCCUUUCCCCAGUGUUUGCAGGAGGGCUCUGAGUAAAACUGCACCGGGUGAUCACGGGGGAGGUGGAGCACUCCCCUUGCUCCCUGAGAGGCUCCUCCCGUGGCCAAGGGCUUGUUCAGCCACCAAAUGGGGAGGGCCCCAAGUCCCAGUCUGGCUUCUGAGACCGUCCUCUCACCGGCUGAUGUUGGAGGAAGAGGAGCCCCCGAAAGGGAGAGCCCCCGGCUCUGUCCGGACCUUGUGCCUCUCAGGCCCUGGCCUUCGGGCCCGAUUCUUGGGGCAGGGUCGGCCCUGACGCUCCUUCCUCCGGGAAGCCAGGAGACGCCUGGGCUCGGCUCCCCACCCCCACAGAGUAUUUGGGUUCUUGGGGGAGGCGUGUAGCAGGUGACAGGAUAUGUAGGAGACUCCCCAGCCUGGGAGCUCCCGAGGUGACUGGUCCCCUGCUGGUCAGUGCUUCCAGGGCUCCCCUCUGCUGAAAUCCUCAGAACUCGGAGCUCCUCGUCAAUAAGGGUGGAGAGAGAGUGCGGGGCUGGGGUAGAAAGGAGGCAGCGUCCUGCUGGCUCGGGGGGUGGGGGGGUGCCCGGUGGUCCGCGGUUGGCCAAAGCGGAGCCGACCGACUCCGAGGCACCGCUGAGCGGCCCGGAGCGGCCGAGGCAGUGUUCGGGUCCCUGGGUGUGGAAGCCCCGGUCCGGAUCGCUCCGGCGAGUCGCCCUCAGCCGAGGCUCCCGUGAAAGCCCAGGGGCCUCCGUCCGGCUGCACGGGAAGUGGAAGCGAUGGGCUCUGGCCUGAGACACUUUAAAUAAGCCCGAAUUCUUGUUGGUUUGAACCCUUCUCCUCCCUCGUGUCCCCUGGGCUUCUGCAGCUCGUCAGGGGCAUUGCACGAGUUUGUCGAGUCCCCGCCGGGCCCGGGAGCCCGCAGCCCUCGGCCCUCUGAAGGCCGCCCUUCCUGGCCCACCGGUGGGGACGGGGUGACCUGGGAAGGAGCAGGGCCACGGACAGGAGAUGUGGGGGCUGUGGGGGAGCUCUCUCGCAGGCCCCCAGACCCGAGUGCUUCCUCUUAACGCCACUGGGAGCAAGGGAUCCCCGAGAAGGGCCCGGAGUGCUGUCCACGACGCUGAGCCGUUCCCAGCCCGUCCUUGGCCUCCCACGGGCUCUGAAUGUGAGGAAGGUGGCCAGUUGGGCCUUCUCCUGAUCCUGGCAGCCCCUCUCCGUUGUCUGCCUCGGGGCUGGGGGUGGUCACCGUGCCCGCCUCGGAGCUGGCACACCGGGCUUCCUGUGGCCUGAAGCCGGGCCGGGGAGGCAGUACCAGCCUCGGUGCCCUCCGUCCCCGGGACAGCUAUGUGAAGCCUUGCUGCCUGCUCCCUCUGGGCCGGCCCAGGGCCAGGGCCUCUGCUGGGGCUCAGCGCAGGGGACAGGACGGGAGGGGAGCUCUCUGUAACCCUUGUUUCCGAAGUGCCUUUUGGAUGGUUGUUUUUUUUUUUUUUUUUUUUUUUUAAUCCAUUAAUUUAAACCGAGAAUUGCACAAAAAUAAAGAUGACUGGCCAUCUGUCUUCCACGA
This is a messenger RNA of Antechinus flavipes (yellow-footed antechinus), 3972 nucleotides long. It is a transcript of the gene C1GALT1, whose product is annotated as core 1 synthase, glycoprotein-N-acetylgalactosamine 3-beta-galactosyltransferase 1. The transcript is spliced from 4 exons. Bases 182 to 1273 code for a protein of 363 amino acids. Gene Ontology annotation, molecular function: N-acetylgalactosaminide beta-1,3-galactosyltransferase activity. Gene Ontology annotation, cellular component: membrane. The record is from RefSeq and is a predicted model, not a curated record. Lineage: Eukaryota; Metazoa; Chordata; Mammalia; Dasyuromorphia; Dasyuridae.